This is a messenger RNA of Schizosaccharomyces japonicus yFS275, 1903 nucleotides long. Its product is annotated as shugoshin Sgo2. Gene Ontology annotation, cellular component: chromosome, centromeric region; condensed chromosome, centromeric region; nucleus. Bases 195 to 1688 code for a protein of 497 amino acids. The record is from RefSeq and is a predicted model, not a curated record. Gene Ontology annotation, biological process: meiotic chromosome segregation. NCBI's taxonomy places the organism in Eukaryota, Fungi, Ascomycota, Schizosaccharomycetes, Schizosaccharomycetales, Schizosaccharomycetaceae. The transcript is spliced from 5 exons.
GUUUUUCAGUAGAUAUUGUGUUUUAUGACUAUAGGGGAAGUUUUUUUUUAGGAAUUAGAUCGACUAUAUGUAGCUUCAUAAAUUUCUUCAUUUUAUGAUUUUUGCUGUCAAGGGCUAUUCACUUAUUAAGUGUUUCCAAUUCGACUUGUCUUCUAUCGGCACUUAAAACUGUACAUACCGACAGAAAACUGUACAUGAUGGAGACUUCAUCUUCAUCCGAUACUCUUCGAAAAAAAAGAUUGCUACAAAAUAAAGAAAUUCUUCGAAUCAACAAAAUACAAUCCACUAGAAUUAAAGAGCUUGAGGCUGAGAAUGAGCGUUUACUAUCAGAAAAUUUGGAUUUACGUACAAAUGCAAUUCGAUUAGCAGAACAGCUUGAACAUGAGCGUUAUGAAAUUGUUCGUCGGUUUAAUAGUAUGCGAUCGUUUCUAUGUUCUGUUGGUACAAUGUCUACACAAUUGCUCUCUGACUUGGAUUCAUAUACGAAAAUCGCAAAAUGUGAUCAUCUGUCAAGCCGUGAUGAUGUUGACAGCCUCUCUUCGAGUUCCAUUGAAGACUCGUUUACUGAUAGAACGAGUAUUGAUCUACUUGAUUUUGUUAAAGAAAAUAUUCCCUUUGGCAAUGUCUCCAAGGAGUUAACUCCGGAACACGAAUCUGCCCAAGUAGACAUUUCUUCGGCAGCACAAAACACAUCAACGGGCAUCCAACCUCUUACUCCAGCAACAAAAUCCCCAAGUUCUUUAAAACGAAGAAAAAGAGCACUUCGUGUUUCGUUCGCAGAGCCCAUUACAGAUAAUGGCAGAGACAGCACAGACGAUAAUAACCGCUCAGACGCCGAAACAGGCCAAAAUUCUGUUGCUCGAACCGAAUCUUUACGUGAUAAAACCAAUGUUUCGCCAAAACCUUCGAUCUCUCCAAAACGAAAGAAAUCAUUGGAACCUCAGGAGACAGUAUCCCCUCCUGCAAAGCGUUCGUCAGGAAGGAAAAAAAGAACUUCUGUUUCCGCUUCCGUGAAAGAUACGCCGGAGCCGACGUUUUCAAAUAAUACAGGGAAUGAUGGGCAAGACAAUCAGACUGAAAAGGUAAACGAACAGACAGAAACACAUGACGACUCUGACAAAGAUUACCAUGAUACUGAAUCUGUUGCUUCUAAGACGGAAGCUACACAACAAACCUCUGAGGCUCAGAAUGCAUAUGUUGGCCGAAGCAGACGUGAACGAAAACAAGUGAAUUACGCACUUCCAGGCUUGCGUAAGAAGCUACGUCGAGAUUUUGAACUACCGUCUGAUCAUGCCAAGCCUAAACGUUCUAGACGUGGUAGGAGCGCUCUACAAAAAUCCUCGACUCAGACGAAGGACAACAAUGGGGAACAGCAGGUCGAUUUGGAAACGCACAAAAGCUUUAAUACAGACAUAAGUGAAAAAAUCGAACCCAUAUCGAUUGAGACAAACUCUUCUGAUGCUUCUCACAGUAAAUCGGCAUCAGAAGCAACUGUUCAAAAAUCCACAGGUGGUACUACGAAGAAGCAGGACGACAAAAGUAAGACUGUAUUGGAAAACAGUUCCGCAUUAGCCCAAGAACAAGGCCCUAAUGUGCAGGAGUCUGCGCAAGCAUCUACGAACACAGAUGCAAAAACUCAAACCAGACGUGUUACAGGGCGAAAGCGAGUAGGUGCAAAAAAGAAGUAGACUGCGUGUUUCUGUUUUCGCUUAAUUAUUACUUAUCGUGCUAUUUUUUUCGAUAAUCUGCUUGUUGUCCAUCUGUCAUUCUUAAAGUGCUUAAUAGUCAAAAACCCUUGUUUUAAUGUGAAUUUAUUUCUAAACUCUGUAUGUUUUAAUCUAUUUUAAUUUACAUUUAUAUGUGCUAAGUACGGCCAAGUUUUGACUAGGCAUUGGUUCCCUUC